Molecule: messenger RNA, 1809 nt
Organism: Sus scrofa (pig)
Lineage: Eukaryota; Metazoa; Chordata; Mammalia; Artiodactyla; Suidae
Gene: LACTB2
Product: lactamase beta 2
Cellular component (GO): mitochondrial matrix
Molecular function (GO): RNA endonuclease activity; single-stranded RNA binding
Source: RefSeq, marked validated
GUUGCUUGGUGCGCACCCCAGCCGGCCUGCCAGCCCCGUGCCAGUAAGCGGCAGUGGUAGAUAUGGCUGCUGUCCUGCAGCGCAUUGAACGGCUGUCCAGUCGGGUGAUUCGCGUCCUGGGCUGUAACCCGGGUCCCAUGACUCUGCAGGGCACCAACACCUACUUGGUGGGGACCGGCCCCAGGAGAAUCCUCAUUGACACUGGAGAACCAGCCAUUCCAGAAUAUAUCAGCUGUUUAAAGCAGGCGCUGAAGGAAUUUAACACAGCGAUCCAGGAAAUCAUAGUGACUCACUGGCACCGUGAUCAUAGUGGAGGCAUAGAAGAUAUUUGUAAAAGCAUCAGUAAUGACACUACAUACUGCAUUAAAAAACUCCCCCGGCAUCCUGAGAGAAAAGAAGUUAUUGGAGAUGGAGAGCAACAGUAUGUUUAUGUGAAAGAUGGAGAUGUGAUUAAGACUGAGGGCGCCACUCUUCGAGUUAUAUACACACCUGGCCACACUGAUGAUCAUAUGGCCCUGCUUUUGGAAGAAGAAAAUGCCGUCUUUUCUGGAGAUUGCAUCCUGGGGGAAGGAACAACUAUAUUUGAAGACCUCUAUGAUUAUAUGAAUUCCCUGAAAAACUUAUUAAAAGUCAAAGCUAAUGUUAUAUAUCCAGGACAUGGCCCAGUAAUCCACAAUGCUGAAGCUAAAAUUCUAGAAUACAUUUCUCAUAGAAAUAUCCGAGAACAGCAAAUUCUUACGGUAUUUGACGAGAACUUUGGAAAGUCAUUCACAGCAAUGGAGCUUGUAAAAAUGAUUUACAAGAAUAUUCCUGAGCAUUUACAUAAAAUGGCCAAAAACAAUGUCUUGCUUCAUUUGAAAAAAUUAGAAAAAGAUGGGAAAAUAUUUAGCAACAUGGAUCCUGACCAGAAGUGGAGAGCUCAUCUUUAGUUUCUGAUUAAUAAAAGCUUUUCUUGUGCUGUUUUUAGACAAUGGUAUGUUUUGUUAACUAGGAAUUAUUCACAGAGAAUAUAGCUUACACAAUAUAAAAAUAACCCUAGAUAUACUUUAAAAUAACAUUGUAUUUAUUCUAAAAUAUGUAAAUUAUAUUUUACACCUAUAAUAUUGGCUAUCUAACCUAGGUCUUAUAAUAUUUUACCAAAAAUUCAAAAUCCAAUCAUUUAUCCAUUUUCAAUAGGUAAAAGAAAUAGUUUCUUUUAAAAUAAUAAAAUAUAUGUAAUUCAAACUGGAUAUUAUUUUGGAGGAUUAUUUAUGUAUUACCAGCAGUCAGUAAUACUGUUUUUUCUAGCUGCUUCACUUAACAACACAGAUUUCAGUGUAAUCUUUUCUUUUCCACAACUUUUGUCUAUAUCUGUAGAUUACAGGUUUGUUUUCAUGUUUCUCUCAAUUAUAUCAUGAUAAUGUAUCAGUUCUAUAGCCCUGUGUCAUGUAUAUUCUUCUUAUAAUGGCAUCCCACAAGUGAUUCAUGUAAAUCAACGUUUGGUGUUAGAAAAAUAUUAAAUUUCCAGUUAAAGUCAUUGCAUAUAAAUAAUUCUUUCUGUCAUCUAUUAAUAUAACUAACUUACUUUCCAAAUUUAGGUUUUAGAAUAUAGUCAUUAACAUAUAUGAAUCAUAUAUCAAAAGGCAGUGACUAUUGCUCUUGGAAUGGAUUUACAGUGAGAUCCUACUGUGUAGCAUUGAGAACUAUGUCUAGAUACUUACAUCGCAACACAGCAAUGGGAGGAAAAAGUAUGUAUACAUGUAUGUGUAACUUGAUCCCCAUGCUGUACAGCAGAAAAAAUAAAAAUCAAUCGAUCAAAAAAAAAAAAAA